This is a messenger RNA of Periconia digitata, 353 nucleotides long. Lineage: Eukaryota; Fungi; Ascomycota; Dothideomycetes; Pleosporales; Periconiaceae. The record is from the annotation of a GenBank genome assembly.
UCCGAAUUUGUUCCACCGCGGUAUCUGAACCACUAUAGAAGCCAAUUGUUUUUAGAACCCUCUCCCACCACACACCACCCAUCAUGCGCUUUUCUACUACUGUUCUCUCGACUCUUCUCGUGAGCCUCGUGGCGGCAUCUCCUGUCGACGUAACUCCCCGAGCGGCAAUGUCAUUAAAUCCGCGCCGGAUCCUCGUAAUGAGACAAUUUGGUUGCGACUGCAACGAAAGUUCUUGCUCCGGACCUGCGUGUUGUGCCAAUGGAUCCUGUCGAUGCAACUGCGGUGAAAGCAGUUGCGAUGCCGAGAGUCCUGCUUGCUGCGCGAACGGAAGUUGUGUGAGUUUCCGUUUUUGA